Molecule: messenger RNA, 348 nt
Organism: Brachypodium distachyon (stiff brome)
Lineage: Eukaryota; Viridiplantae; Streptophyta; Magnoliopsida; Poales; Poaceae
Product: cysteine proteinase inhibitor 8
Exons: 1
Coding region: 1-348 (115 amino acids)
Molecular function (GO): cysteine-type endopeptidase inhibitor activity
Source: RefSeq, a predicted model, not a curated record
AUGAGGACCUCCAGCCUCCUCCUCCUCGCCAUUGUCACCAUCGUCGCCGUGGUUUAUCCCGUUGCCACGUCUGCUCGGCAGCUUUAUUACCCGAUUGAGGGAGAGGUCAUCGACACGCCAUUCUUCCAGAACCUUGGCGGGUGGGCGGUGACAGAGCACGUCAAGCAGGCGAACGAUGGGCUCAAGUUCGUCAAGGUGUUUAGCGGCGAGAAGCAGCAGUUAUUGACUGGCGUGCGGUAUCACUUUGUCAUCAUUUCGUUGAACGGAAACGGCAGUACCGGUAGGUAUGAUGCGGAGUUGAUCGACAGUAACACACGCAAGCUCAUCUCGUUCGCCCCGGCAAACUAA